Molecule: messenger RNA, 1076 nt
Organism: Hemiscyllium ocellatum (epaulette shark)
Lineage: Eukaryota; Metazoa; Chordata; Chondrichthyes; Orectolobiformes; Hemiscylliidae
Product: heat shock protein 30C-like
Exons: 1
Coding region: 222-881 (219 amino acids)
Biological process (GO): protein refolding; response to heat
Molecular function (GO): protein folding chaperone
Source: RefSeq, a predicted model, not a curated record
UGAGUCGAGUCUUUCUUGUUUAAAGUAAGGCUGAGAUGUGACGUCGUGUAUUUUCAGCUCACGUGAUAAACCCAGCAAACCUGAGGACAUUCUGGAAAUGUCUGGAUUCCUGGCAGUAGAAUAUAUAAGGUGUGAGCUCAGAGUGCUGCAGCAGAUCAGAGACUGAAGACUGGGAGUUCACAUCAGUCAGUUUGAGGGAAGUGAGAGAAGAGGCAGAGACAAUGCUGAGAUAUCGGGCUUUCCACCCUUCACGUCUGUGCCAGCAGCCUGUAUACACACUGGCGCCUGUUUCACACAGGCUCUGGGAACCACUUGAAUGUAACAUGUGGGAACAGGUGGAAGAAGCGAGAAAGGGCAUGAACUUCAUCAAUCGAGUUCUUGAGGAUCUGACAGCAGAAUGUUUUGGGGAAAUACCAAGAACUCGAGACAACAAAUCUGAUGCUAAUGGAGAAGAUAAAAGACAAUCCGAGGACAAGGAUGGAGAUGGCUUUUCUGUGUCCCUGAAUGUCCAGCACUUCCCCCCAGAAGACCUGAGGGUGAAAGUAUUUGGAAGAAAAGUGCUGGUGACAGGAAAACACGAGAAGAAAUGUGAUGAUGGCAGCGGCUGUUACAGCUACAAAUAUGAAGAGUUCAGGAGAGAAUUCCAGCUGCCAGAGGAUGUCGAUGCUGAAGCUCUUCGAUGCUGUUUGUCACAGGACGGUCAGUUAAAGGUUCAAGCCCCACGCCUGGCACUGCCAGCUGCGAAUGAACGGACCGUCCCCAUCAAUAUCACCUCGGAGACAACAACCACUCCCCGGCUCAAUCCUGACCAAGAGACAGAGAAACAGAAGAGUGGGAAGGAUGUGGGGAUGAAGAAAGCUGAAGAACAGAUGCCCAGUUAAGACUCUGUUACAAUGAACAGCUAAAGAUGUAAUAAUUGUUUAAAAGCAGCAAUGAAUUUCUGUGAAUGUGAGAUAAAGAGAUAUUGCUGUCCAAUUAAUAGUUUUCAACUUGGAAACCUAUAAAAUGCUGUUAUCAAUGUUCUUGUGGUUUAUUUUUGAAUGUAUAUUGGAAGAGUAAAUACUUUUGAAAUUUAA